This is a messenger RNA of Pyrus x bretschneideri (Chinese white pear), 1527 nucleotides long. Its product is annotated as ribonucleoside-diphosphate reductase small chain A-like. The record is from RefSeq and is a predicted model, not a curated record. The transcript is spliced from 9 exons. Gene Ontology annotation, molecular function: oxidoreductase activity. Lineage: Eukaryota; Viridiplantae; Streptophyta; Magnoliopsida; Rosales; Rosaceae. Bases 161 to 1201 code for a protein of 346 amino acids. Gene Ontology annotation, biological process: deoxyribonucleotide biosynthetic process.
UAAAAAAUAAAAAUAAAAUAAAAAUCUAUCUUCGACCGGCCUUGUCUGAUACGCUAUCCCAUCAAAAUUCAACAUCCUCAGUGAUUUUUUCUAGCGUGAAGGUUUUUGUAGGGUUUCUCCUUAGCCCCCACAAAACCCAACAUCUGGAAACUGCAAAAACAUGGGUUCUUUGGGAAAUGGGAGAGAGAGACCAAAUGGAGAAAAAGGAGCAGAGAAGGAGGAGGAGGAGGAGCCGAUAUUAAUGGAGCAGACGCAGAGGUUCUGUAUGUUUCCUGUUCGGUACAAGCAAGUCUGGGAGAUGUACAAGAAGGCCUUGGCCAGUUUCUGGACUGCUGAGGAGGUUGAUCUCUCCCAUGAUAUACAGCAGUGGGACACUUUGUCUGACUCUGAAAGACACUUUAUAAGCCAUGUCCUUGCAUUUUUUGCUGCAUCUGAUGGGAUUGUUUUGGAGAAUUUGGCUGCAAGAUUUCUAACUGAUGUUCAGAUUCCAGAGGCUCGGGCAUUCUAUGGAUUUCAACUUGCAAUGGAGAAUAUCCAUUCAGGAGAUGUACAGCUGCUUUUGGAGACAUACAUCAAGGAUUCUACGGAGAAGCAUAGAUUGUUCAAUGCAAUUGAAAGCAUUCCUUGUGUGUCUAAGAAGGCUAAGUGGGCUUUGGAUUGGAUACACAGUUCCAAUUCAUUUGCGGAGAGACUUGUUGCUUUUGCGUGUGUCGAAGGAAUCUUUUUCUCUGGAAGCUUCUGUGCCAUAUUCUGGCUUAAAAAGAGGGGACUAAUGCCCGGGUUGACAUUCUCAAACGAGCUUAUAUCUAGAGAUGAGGGUCUUCACUGUGAUUUUGCUUGCCUUUUGUACAGUUUGUUGCAGAAGCAACUAAAUUGGGAAAAAGUUCAUGGAAUUAUAAAUGAAGCUGUUGAGAUUGAGACUGAAUUUGUUUGUGAGGCCCUCCCAUGUGCAUUGAUUGGCAUGAACUCAGAUCUUAUGAGCCAGUACAUAAAAUAUGUUGCUGAUCGACUCUUGGUUGCGUUAGGUUGUCAGAGGAAGUACAAUGUCAAAAAUCCUUUUGACUGGAUGGAGUUUAUUUCUUUGCAAGGAAAGACGAACUUUUUCGAGAGAAGGGUCGGUGACUAUCAAAAAGCAUCUGUUAUGUCAGGCCUCCAAGAUGGUGGCAAAAAUUUCGUCUUCAAGUUGGACGCCGACUUCUAGUUCACCAAAUUUGUUGCAGCCUGCAACUUCCACCAGCAUUGUACUGACUCUUAUCUGAAACUAACUAAAAUUUUGUUACUAUUCUUUGUGGUAGCAAUUUGUAUAUUGUAUUUCGAGGUAGUCAUAGUCACCGACACGUGAUAUUAUGUAUUGAUGAGUAGAUGUACGUGGGUUUCAGUGGACUCAUAUACAUCAACGAUCAAAAACCCGGCCUCGUGGGAUCAAUCCUAGUAUUAUUCAUAUAUUCAUUCUGUUAACUUAGGUGGUUGUCAUUAUCAAUAAAGAAUUUUUUGUUUCUAUAAUUUAAUUUUUAUUAUUUAUCAUAA